CGGCCGCGUCAGUCCGUCGCGGCGAGUCGCGAACAGAGGAUCGCGGCACGACAACGCGCGAAAGUUAACCGCUAAAAUCGUGUCUCCUUAAUGUUUUCAAUCGGAUCUAUCGUUUGUCGGUUGUGCGGACGUUUCAGUUAGAUCUCCGGUGCCCGUGUCUCGAUGGAAGUUCUUUGAGAAGACGGCCGUGAAGAAGAGAAGCGUACAAUAUCAACAAGAAAAAGAUUCCGCAACAUGUCGUGCUUCAACUGCAAACCGAACGUCGGAGGCAGGUUCGUGACGAAGGUGCUCACCUUCGGGAUACUCUGGAUCCUCGUCGUCUACACGUUCUACCAGUUCCGGUCGAUCAGCCUGGACGUUCCCGUGCCCCACCUGAACAGUAGGUUGUUGCUGCAGAAGCGACUCGACCCGUUGACGAGGCACGCCGACUCCACCACCGAGAGCAUUUUAGACUUGGAGCCGUUCGUGGACAAGAGUCCGUCAAUGUCCGAAGACAAAAUCGUGGAGGACAUCCAGAAUCGAGUGCCCAACCUGCCCAUCGCCUACUGGAACAAGAACAAGAACAAACCGAUGGGUUUCAACAACACUUGCGCCCGCUUCCCCAGUUUGUUCGAGUUGGAAUUCAACAAUCUCUACUGGCAAACCUUGAGAACGACCAACGGAACGUUCCAGUUGUACGGCGCCUAUUUGGACAAACGAGCCAACAACCGACUGGGACCGACCGUCCGCAUCUUGGGCAUGAUCGACAAAAUCGAACCUACCGUAAUAACCUACUGCCAGCUGUGGUUCGAGGGGAAAAAGGAACCGGUCAUCACCAAGAGUUUCGAAUACAAAUACAUCUGGUACAAGAAAUGGGGCAACUACAAGAACGGCAUUUAUCAGCCGUACCUCAUCGCCUGCGUGCUCCCGCAAAAGUACAGGGACAAAGUGCCCGAGAGCAUUUCGCUGGUCGAGAAACAAUGUGACAACGCGACCAACAACUUGCGCGUCAUUUACGAGAAGCCGGAAGUGAAAAAGGACUUUGCCGUCUGCGUGAAAGGCCUCGACUUUUUGCACGAGGAUCUGAGCGUGCGACUGGUCGAGUGGAUCGAGCUGCUGAACCUGUUGGGCGCGGACAAGAUAUUCUUCUACGAACUGCAGGUGCAUCCGAACAUUUCCAAGGUGCUCAAGUAUUAUCAGAACGAGGGCAAGAUCCACGUGACGCCCAUCAAUCUGGCCGGCGGACAGCCCAACAUCCCCAGUUUCCAACAUCUGUAUCUCACCAAGAAAACCAACCACAAAAGGCAAAACGAACUGAUCCCCUACAACGACUGUUUGUACAAGCACAUGUACAAGUACAAGUACAUCGCACUGCUGGACAUAGACGAAGUCAUAAUGCCCAUCGAGGGCACGACGUGGAAGGAACUGAUGGACAAAAUCUUGCCCAAGGCCUUGAAAAUCAACAAAGAGGAACGAGCCAGUUACAACGUCCGCAACGUCUACUUCUUGGACGACCUGCUGCACAAUCACGGAUGGUUCAAGGAGAUCCCCAGAUACAUGCACAUGUUGCAGCACGUUUACAGAGCGAAAAACUUCACGAAACCCGGUCAGUACGUCAAGUGUUUCCACAACACCGAAAAAGUACUCACCCUACACAACCACUUCCCGCUCUCCUGUUUGGGCUCCGGCUGCACGUCGUAUCCGAUCGACACGACGGACGCGCAGCUGCACCACUACAGAGCAGAUUGCGUAAAAACUUUGAAGAAGAGUUGCGAAGAAUUCAGAAAGACGAGCGUAAUGGACACGACGAUAUGGAAAUUCAAAGAACCGUUGGUGGCACGCGUCACCAACACCCUGAAAAAUUUAGGCUUUUUCUCAUCGGCAGAUAUAAAAGAAGGUGGCGGCGGCGGCGGCGGCAGCGGCGGCAAACGGUGAAAACUAACCACCGACACCGUCGUCGAUUUUCGUUUAGUUCCUUUUUUUCAUUUUUUUUUUUUUUUUUAUUAUUAUUAUUAUUUUCUCGCCCCCGAAAUUUAUAUUUCUGAGGCGCAACUUGCGCCACGACUGAGUAGGCGUUUUGUUUUAAUGUGAUAAAUAAUGUUCACACGUCGCGUGUGAUAAAAUCGAUGGAUGCGACGCGACUGAUUGAUUAUAUAAUAUUUUUAUUUUGUUCGAUUUGCUCAAUUUUCAGUCAACAAAACAACAGCAACAACAACAACAACAACAACAACAACUAAGAAACACUUAGAAAGACGACAACAACAAUUACAACAAUGUUAGGCCAUUUCUAUUAUUACAUAUUGUGUACAUAGCGUUUAGAUGUUAAGUUGUGAUUGUCCAGGCCAGAUUGGUAGGCGAAAAGGAUAAAAUCGAACCGACCAGAUGCAGCAGGGUUUGGUGUUGGGGCCGCAUCCUACACGUUGGUUCGUUCUUAUUGACCUUAUGUGCCUUACAAGUUGCCUUCAACUCCCCCAAUUUUUUUGCCCUUAGUUUUUUGUAGGCUCAUACAUUAUUUAUUACUCUUUUACAGGGUGUUUAUAGUAGCAUGUACAAUUGUUUUUUCUUCCUUCCCUCCUUCCUUUCCUCCUUUCCUCCUUUCCUCCUUUUUCCCGUGGUUUAGUUUUCUCAAUUUCGAGCAGUUCAGUGCCUUGUCCAAUUUAGAUCGUAAGACCUAAUCUAUUUAUUGUAAUAUUUAUGACAAUUUUACAGGAUGAAUGAUGUUUUGUAAUGAUUUAUUAAUAAAAUUAUCUGUAACAAAAUACAAA
This is a messenger RNA of Aethina tumida (small hive beetle), 2744 nucleotides long. RefSeq lists its product as uncharacterized. The transcript is spliced from 4 exons. Bases 235 to 1914 code for a protein of 559 amino acids. NCBI's taxonomy places the organism in Eukaryota, Metazoa, Arthropoda, Insecta, Coleoptera, Nitidulidae. The record is from RefSeq and is a predicted model, not a curated record.